UAUCACAGUGUAGUGUCUCGUGUGUGGAGUACCGUGAAACCAGUGUUACAACGGAUCGAGGCCGAGUUCGACAAAAAUCCACUAGAGACAGUCAGUGAGCGAGAGGCUGGUGAAGCUGAGCUAUACGGUCCAAUUGUGGCUGCCGCGGCCGCUUCACAAUGCGAUUUUCCAACAUCAGAUGAUGAUCAAGUUCCGGCACCGAAUCGCUUUCUGUCCGCGCAUUUGAAUAGCCAUGGAUCAGAAGAUCUGGACACUUCAGAAGCGGUAUUCAUUAAACAGUUCGUACCGAAAAUGAGCAACGAAGAAAUCGAUCGUCUGUUUGACAAUGCCCUUGGUGGUGCCACUUCUCCUGGACGCGCGCCCUCGUUGUUCGGCUCGGAACCGGAUCCCGAUGCGUUUCAUGGUGCAGGCUCACCCGGGGCAAUGCCUUGGGUCAUGUCAGAUGAAUACGCGACCGAUGAUGACGAAGUGUCGGAUAUCGUAGAUGAAACAAUUGUGAGCGGACGACCAGAAUACGUCGGAAUUAAACCGCAGGCAAGGUAA
Molecule: messenger RNA, 543 nt
Organism: Echinostoma caproni
Lineage: Eukaryota; Metazoa; Platyhelminthes; Trematoda; Plagiorchiida; Echinostomatidae
Source: the annotation of a GenBank genome assembly